Messenger RNA from Paramuricea clavata, 610 nucleotides. Lineage: Eukaryota; Metazoa; Cnidaria; Anthozoa; Malacalcyonacea; Plexauridae. The record is from the annotation of a GenBank genome assembly.
AUGAAGAAGAUUGAGUACAUGGUUUGUGUACAUAUCUUGCAGGGUUCCGGAAAUGUUUGUUAUGCGAAGUGUCAAUGUCCAGCGAGAAAGGAAGGUGUUUGUAAACAUGUUGCAGCAAUUCUGUUUCAAAUAUUGGAAUUUAAAGAACUUGAGCUGUCUGAAGUGCCUGAUGAUAUAUCUUGUACCGAGAAACUGCAAAAGUGGAAAGUACCUGCAACUGGGAACGAAAUGAAAGGUGCUGCUGUUUUAGAGAAUUUACUUUUUAAGCUUUGAAAAAUACAGGAAAGGCAGAAAACGACCUCUUGUCAAAGGCAACCCGGAAGGAUAUAAAGCAGCGCCUAGCUUUGCUGAAAAGGUUUUAAAUGAAGAUGUAAAAAGACUGCGUAAUGGUGUUACUGAAAAUGAUAUAAACUCUCCCCUUGUUGGUGUGCUUGAUGAUAAUGACUGCAAUCCAUUCGAUUAUGAACUUUGGCAUAACAACUUACCAUCAAAAUUAAGAAUUGAAUCUAAAAGAAAAGUGAUCAGUGGUGUAAAUUCAGAAAACGUCAGAGUUGUUCUUAAUGGUCUUGCUGAAACUCUAUACUUUAAUAUUCUUUCUCAGACUGCAUGA